Molecule: messenger RNA, 2088 nt
Organism: Dufourea novaeangliae
Lineage: Eukaryota; Metazoa; Arthropoda; Insecta; Hymenoptera; Halictidae
Gene: cmpy
Product: cysteine-rich motor neuron 1 protein
Exons: 9
Coding region: 1-1914 (637 amino acids)
Biological process (GO): regulation of cell growth; regulation of signal transduction
Cellular component (GO): extracellular region
Molecular function (GO): insulin-like growth factor binding; serine-type endopeptidase inhibitor activity
Source: RefSeq, a predicted model, not a curated record
AUGAGGGCCUCGUUGCUGUUGCUGGGGGGCAUCGUGGUAUUCUCGGUCGCGGUUGCGAGGGCUCUUUCGUGUGUGUGCUCGCCCCUCGAGUGUGACGUUCUUACGGACGAGGAUUGCCCCGGAGGCCUCGUCUCGGACCCCUGCGGAUGCUGCAAGGUCUGCGCUCGUGUCGAGGGAGAACCAUGCGGCGGUCUGUUCGGCUUUUCCGGAAGCUGCGCCGACGGUCUGCAAUGCGUGAUCAAAAAUCUUCUACCCAAUACACGGGAAGUGGACGAGGGAGUCUGCACAAAGAUUCCGGGCAGAUGGAGAAGGCAUUGUCCGAACGGGCCGAUACUGUCGGAGCCUGGAUGCAACUUGGUUUCUGAGGGAAUCACCGGAGAGAACGGAAAUACAGUGGCGACAGGAAAGUGCGUUUGUGGACCACCGGUACCUCGGUGUCCGGACGAGCCACGGCCUUACAUGUACCUCACGCGAUACGAGUGCAAGCUGAAUUUGGCUGCAAAAAUGGGUUACGAUGACCUCUUUAAUUCCGGAGACACGGUGGCAGACGACGUCGAAGGAGAGUACGUCCAGGGCGCCGAGUGUCCGGAUGACAGCGUCAGAGGCGAAAACGGUGGUUGCAAAUGCGCGCCGGACUGUCCACCGGCGGGAUGUCCAGCGGGUCAACGUCCGAACCAAGUGAAGCCAGCGGAUCCAGAUACCCCCGGUAGCUGUUGCGCCCGUUACGACUGCGUUCCCUCAGAAUCCGUGACGUGGGCGAAGGUGGCAACGGAAAACGCAAAAUCGUCCAAUUAUUGCAUUCACGAGGGGAAGGCGAAGAAACUGGGCGAACGAUGGCAGGCGUCGGACUGUCUGAGCUGCGUCUGCGACGAAGAGGGACCCGACUGUCAACAACGGAUGUGCAAAUCCUGCGAGAACGCUAUUCCCCCGGAUCCGGGCGAGUGUUGUCCCCAUUGUCCAGGACCGACGAACGCUACUCUCGAGGAACCGGUGGAACCGGCGGAACCGCCUUGCCAGUACUCGAUGGAAUAUUGCACGUUGGAUUGCAAACACGGAUACGCAAACGACGAAAACAAUUGCCCUGUUUGCAGUUGCGAGAAGGAGAACGCCAUCGACGCGUCCGAACCGCCAUCGAGCACCGAUCUUAACGCGUGUCCAGAGUUACCGUACUGCGGGCCGAAUUGCGAUGUAACGAACGACGAAGCUGGUUGCUCGGUAUGCGACUGCCAGAAUCCACAGACUUUCGACGAACCCACGAACGGCACGGUCGUGUUCGUCGAGGCCGGGAAGAAGGUUUGCCCCGAAGUGAACUGCGAUCUGCACUGCGAGCGGGGACUGGUAAUGGACGAAAACGAUUGCACGUUCUGCAAAUGUAGGGCCCCGGAGUCCGACUGUCCGCCUCUUGUCGGAUGCAGAAAACGGUGCAGCUACGGCUACAAGACGAACAGACGCGGUUGUUCCAUAUGUCGCUGUCGAGCUUCUUGUACCGAUCACCUAAACGAGACGCAUCCGGAAGGAGCGACUUGGCAUCCGAACUCGUGCACAGCGUGCACCUGCCAACCCGGGGGCAGGCUCAGCUGCAGAGAAACCGUCUGUUCGAUCGCUUGUAACGAUCCGUCGCCUCCGAAGCCGGGAACCUGUUGUCCGAUCUGUCCGAUCACGCCUUCGAGAGAGAACGAGACGGGCAUCCAUCAGGGAACGAAGGGUUGGGGCACGGUGCCGAUCACCUUGAUCGCCAUACUGACACUGCUCUGUGUGCUUCUGAUCGUUCACAUCGUUCGCAGCCGAUUCCGGGGCCGACUGUCACCCUCCGAAUCAACGUCUUGCUCGUCGUCUUAUCCGCCGCAGUACUACAAAUACGUUCCGGCGUACGACACCCCGAUGCAUCUAAACGAGAAAAUCGUACCUUUGUAAAACACCGGAAAAAGCAUCAAUAUUCCGAGAGAAUACGAAGAAUCGUGAUCGUUUCGCGGUUACCAGCCGCGUACCUCGUUCACGGAAGCGAAGCCGAGCGGAUCGAUAGGCGAACAACGGACCGAGAAACGGACGGACCGAUCGCGCUGCUGCUGCUGCUGCUGCUAUCGCUGC